AUGGCUCCAAUCGCUGAUAGAGAAUGCGCCUACUCUGUCGACCACUACGACCCCGAUAUGCUGGCUAACGAUGCAGAUCAGCCUCCCAUCGAUCCUCCGGUCGAUGCCCAAUGCAAAGACGUCCAACAUUCGCCUACCCAGCCAGAACCUCACUAUCCCAUCUUCCGCCCGCGCAAAGUCAACCGCUCCCAAUCCCUCUCGCUACCUCCGCGCAGAUCUCGCAACCCAUUCUUACCUUCCGACCCAUUCUCUCGCCUACACUACCUAUCCCUCGCUAUAUCCACCGAGCUUGAAGCACUGAAUCUAUUGAGAUGCAUCGACAACCUUCAACACUUGCGUACCCAUCCUGCGCUCAGACACAAGGCUAAAAAGCAGCACAGGAACAAACAUCGACCAAGCACCAUCAUCACCAAGACAAAGACGAAGACGACUCAGAAGCAGACCUCAACGGACGGUCAGACCCAGGAGCAGACCCAGGAACAGACUAAGAAGACCUAUACACUCAAUGCCAAAGCAGCUGCAUGUGGUACGGGCGGAGUUAAAAAGUGUAAGUAUGGCACCUAUCGGGUAUUGGACCAGCAGGGGGAUGAUGUGGUAGAUAGGGUGUGUAAGUUUCAUAAGAGUAGGAAGGGUGAGGAUAAGAGGGGUGAGGCAUGUCAGUAG
Alternaria viburni is the source of this 663-nucleotide messenger RNA. RefSeq lists its product as uncharacterized. The coding region runs from base 1 to 663 and encodes 220 amino acids. The record is from RefSeq and is a predicted model, not a curated record. The transcript has a single exon. NCBI's taxonomy places the organism in Eukaryota, Fungi, Ascomycota, Dothideomycetes, Pleosporales, Pleosporaceae.